AUGACCAACACCAAAUCAAAGGCUCUCAAACAGCACAUUGACAAGGAACUGGCUACAGGGAAAAUUCAACCAAGUACCUUGUCAGCAGGCACCCUGGUUAUGUUUGUCAAAAAGGCAGAUGGAUCACUGAGACUGGUUGUGGAUUAUAGGAAGUUAAACAACGUUACCCAUAAAAAUGUGUACCUGCUACCAAGGCAAGACAACCUAAUGGCUAAGUUAAGGCAUGCAAAGAUCUUCACAAAACUGGAUCUCCAAUGGGGCUACAACAACGUCUGGAUCAAAGAAGGAGAUGAGUGGAAGACAGCUUUUAGAACCAAGUAUGGGCUAUUUGAAUAUCUAGUAAUGUCCUUUGGCCUUACCAACGCCCCCACCGCCUUCCAACAUUUCAUGAACAACCUAUUCAGGGACCUCAUUGACAUGACAGUGGUAAUCUACCUGGACAACAUCUUAAUCUUCUUGGAAAAGCCAGAAGAACACCCCACCCAUGUAAGGGAAGUUCUAUCCAGAUCAAUGGCCAAUCAACUUUUCUGCAAACUCUCCAAGUGCCACUUCCACGUCACCACUGUUGAUUACCUUGGAAUUGUGAUCUCCCCAGCAGGAUUUUCCAUGGACCAGAAGAAGGUAGAAGCUGUCACAUCAUGGCCUCAACCCAAGAUGGUCAAACAGGUAAAGGCCUUCUUGGGCUUUGUAAAUUACCUCCAAUGUUUUAUCCCUAACUUCAGCUCAGUUGCAUGUCCUCUUCACAAUCUUACCAAAAAGGAGACCCCCUGGUCAUGGGGUAACUUGGAAGAAAUGGCGUUCCAGGAACUAAAAACCUUUGUCACUCAGUCACCAGUCCUGAUCCAUUCCAAUCCUGAACUCCCUUACUACCUGGAGACAGACGCGUCAGGAGUAACUAUGGGAGCCAUAUUAAGCCAGAGAGGAACAGACAACUGGUUACACCCCAUUGCCUACAUGUCAAAAUCCUUUUCAGGUGCAGAAGCUAAUUAUGACACCCACAACAAGGAACUUCUGGCCAUCAUCAAGGCCUUAGAGGAAUGGCGUAUCUUCUUGGAAGCAACAGACAAACCAAUUCAAGUGUUCACAGACCAUUGCAACCUAGAAUACUGGAUGCAAGCAAGGACAUUUAACCAACAACAUGCUAGGUGGUGCAUAUUCCUGAGCAACUUCAACUUUGAAAUCCACUACCAACCAGGAAAGCAAUUGGGUAAACCAGACGCCUUGUCCAGGCAUGUGGACUAUGUUGAAACACAGCCAGAACCAGAAGUCAUGCUUCCAGCUGAGGUCUUUGUCAACACAUCAGAAGCUGAACUGGAAAUAGUUACAGAAAUCUGCUUGAAGCUAAGAGAUGAUUCUUCCCUCAAACCCAUCAUCCAAUUCUUAACAGAGGACAUCAACAAUGCUCCACCUUCUAUCUGCAAGGCUUACCAAGACUAUGAUUGGGAGGAAGACCUACUAUGGUACCAAGGAAAAUUAGUUGUACCAGAUUUGGAACCCCUGAAGGAACGCUUGCUAAGGGAGUUCCACAAUUCACCCCUGGUAGGACACCCAGGUCAGCAACGGACGUUAGAACUACUCAGCAGAAGCUACUGGUGGCCAGGGAUGAAAUCCUCCGCCAAGGAAUGGGUUGAAUGCUGCCCCACAUGCCAAGCCAAUUGUUGUCCCCAUGCACCAGUGAUAGCCCUGAAACCCUUAGAGGUCCCACUGUUUCCCUUUCACACCAUCUUGUACAAUUUCAUCACUGGGUUCCCCAAUUCUCACAGACACAAUGCCAUUCUAGUGGUGAUUGACUCAUUUUCCAAGUUUGGCCAUUUCAUCCCCACUUCCAAGAAGGUCACUGCAAAAGGUCUUGCAGAUCUGUUCAUCACCCAUGUCUGGAAGCUCCAUAGGUUACCCAUUAAGACCAUCUCUGAUCAAGGAACAACCUUUACAGGGAAAUUCCUGAGGGCACUGUACCAGUGGCUUGGAGUCAAACCAGCAUUCUCCUUGGCCUACCACCUGGAAUCAGAUGGUCAAAUGGAAAGGGUCAAUCAGUUCAUUGAAUUCUACCUACGCUCUUACGUAGCAGCUGACCACUCCAAUUGGGCAGCUUGGUCACCAUUGGCAGAAUACGCAUACAAUAAUGCCAAACAUGCAGCAACUGGGAGAACACCCUUUGAACUUGUUUAUGGACGGCACCUGGUAAUGAACCCAUCAAAUGUCCCAGCCAAUGUACCAGAAGCAGACGCAGUAGCAGACACCCUGGCCCAAGAAUGGAAAGAAGCCAAGGCGGCCCUUUGGAUGAGCAAGGAAAAAAUGGCAAGGCCCCAGGGAACAAUUCCAGAAUACUUGGUAGGGGAAAAGGUCUGGCUAGAUGGAAAGAACGUGGAACUCAGAACAAAUUCCAACAAGCUAGAUCCCAAACAGUUAGGGCCUUUCAAAAUUGUUGAGAAAAUCUCCAGUCAUGCCUACCGCCUAAAGCUACCCAAGUCCCUGAGAAUCCACAAUGUCUUCUAUGUGGGUGUUGUAGACACACUCAAUACCAGGGAAUUUAUUCCCAUUUUCUUGGAUUUAAACAAAGGCAAACAAACAAUAUUUUCAAUCACGUGA
Messenger RNA from Rhizoctonia solani, 2589 nucleotides. RefSeq names its product Retrotransposable element Tf2 protein. Gene Ontology annotation, molecular function: nucleic acid binding. The transcript has a single exon. The record is from RefSeq and is a predicted model, not a curated record. NCBI's taxonomy places the organism in Eukaryota, Fungi, Basidiomycota, Agaricomycetes, Cantharellales, Ceratobasidiaceae. Gene Ontology annotation, biological process: DNA integration. Bases 1 to 2589 code for a protein of 862 amino acids.